This is a messenger RNA of Coregonus clupeaformis (lake whitefish), 1674 nucleotides long. RefSeq names its product mucin-17. Bases 497 to 1567 code for a protein of 356 amino acids. Lineage: Eukaryota; Metazoa; Chordata; Actinopteri; Salmoniformes; Salmonidae. The transcript has 12 exons. The record is from RefSeq and is a predicted model, not a curated record.
CACACCUGAUGCUGGAACUACAGCCAAACCAGGCACACCUGAUGCUGGAACUACAGCUAAACCAGGCACACCUGAUGCUGGAACUACAGCCAAACCAGGCACACCAGAUGCUGGAACUACCGCCAAACCAGGCACACCUGAUGCUGGAACUACAGCCAAACCAGGCACACCUGAUGCUGGAACUACAGCCAAACCAGGCACACCAGAUGCUGGAACUACCGCCAAACCAGGCACACCUGAUGCUGGAACUACAGCCAAACCAGGCACACCUGAUGCUGGAACUACAGCCAAACCAACUGUGCCAAUUACAACUUCUCCUACUACUCCUUCUACUAUUGCCACCACCACUAAGCAACCAAUUCAGUGUGAGAAUGGAGGUACACCAGGUCCUAAUGGCCAGUCUUGCCUCUGUCCUACUGACUUCGAGGGGGAAACCUGCAGAGAUGUCAAAACUAACAUAGUGCCAGGUACGCUCAAUAGGGCAGUGGAGGUUAAUAUGGAAACUGAGGACACAUACAUAACAGAAUAUAAUGACAAAACUUCAGCGGAAUACAUUGCGAAGGUGAAGACUUUCACAACAGAGAUGACGACAUACUACAAUCAAAGGAUACAGAAUUUCAGUGUGGAAAACGUAACUUUGAGUGUGGGGUCAGCUAUCUCCAAACGCUCAGGACGUGGUAUAGAGGAGAAAAGGGUCAAUAUGGGAAACCCCAUGUACAACCCCAAGGAAAUAACAAAUCGUUUGAAGGUCAAACACAAUAUCAUUCUGGUGGUUCCGAAUGAAGCAGGAGCUGAGGAAAAGUAUAACAACUCCUUUAAAAACAUUUCUUCAGCUUUGGAAACAUUAAAACACUGUACUUCAAGCGAAUCAGGUUGUCCUACAUUUAGUGUUUUCUCAGCUGAACCAAAAGAAAUAGCAGUCGAUGGCGAAGCUGUAUGUCAACAAACAAUCAACCCUGAUAUUGCUAAAUACUUUGAGUCUUACAGUAAAGAUGGGGAGUAUUUCUGUGUGACGGCAUGUGACUCCAGACAUAAUAACCAUAAAAACUGCAACAGCGGUAAAUGUGUAGUAACCAGAUCCGGACCGUCAUGCUACUGUAAAAACACAGACUCAAUCUGGUACCUGACGGACUGUAACUACCCGAUCCACAAGACUGGGUUAUACACCGGAAUCAGUGUAACUGCCGGGGUUGUCCUGGUGAUGGUUGGAGUCCUGAUAGCGCUCCUGGUGGUGAACAAGAAAAAGGAAAAGAGGAAUAAAGACACUAAGCAGGAGAUGGUGAACCAGUGGCUUGAGGAUGACUUUGAAUGGCCCACACCCAACGCAAUGUCCACCACAACACCUCACCCAGGGACGUAUGAUAACCCAGCGUACACCAACGGGGUGUCAAAUAUCUACCAACACUCAAGCGGUCCUCUUCCAUCCUACAACCCCAACCCACAGUCGAACGAAAGAUACCCUCCACCAUACUCCCCCACAGAGCCCCAGAACCAAAUGCACAACUUCUCUAGCAACCAGCCAGUAAGGAUCAACAGACCGCAGAUCAGAACAUCUUAUGACUUGUAGCCUCCUCUUAUUCGCAAGAAAAAGUGCCUACAGAUGCAGGAUCUUAAUUUGAGCCAGUUUGUUAGAGAAAAUAAUCCUGCAGCAAUAGGAAAUGUUAAUAAUGUGGA